AUGUUCUACGAGGGGCCGCUGCAGGAUGGCAUCGAGCUUGCUGUCCGAGAGUCAAAGCUAGUCGUCUGUUUCGUUCGAGAUGAUUCGCAAGAGAGCUCCGAAUGGGAGAAUGAGUAUUUCGCAGAUGAAGAGAUAACCCAAUUAUUGAAGGACAAGUCUGUGACUCUGCGACUGAAAGAAGGCACCCAGGAAGCUGGCUUCCUGUCGUCUUUCUGCUCGAUCAGCAAAUACCCUACUGUGGUAGUCGUCAAAAAUGGCAUGCUCAAUGAAUACAUAGUGGCGGGGACGUCGAAGGAUGCCUUCCGCAACCGCCUCAAGGCAGUCCUUGUAGGAAACCCUGAAACGGCAAUAUCCGCCCCUGCUUCGUCGGCACGCAGCGCUGGAGAGGAUAAUGCUGCCGCCGCCCAGCUACCAUCAGCUCCAUCCACUGCUGCUAGCGCUCCGCAGCCCGCGCAACCUGCGCAGUCUACACCACCUGCGCAGCCUGUAGCGCAGGAAUCCAAGACGGAAUCGAAACCCGAGAAGAAGGAAACGGAAACGGGACAUAUGGGGCCAUCGAAGAGGCCCGGGCACAAAGUUUCGAAUGAACAAGCAGAAAGCAGAGCACAACGGCAUCGAGAGGAGCGGGAACGAGCGUCCAAGCAGGCCAAGCAGGAUCAGGAGGAAGUCAAGCGCAAAGAAGCGCAAUCAAAGCCCACCUCUUCGAGAACAAUCAACGAAGCCGCCACACCGGCAGUAGAGCGCCCACAGCCUCGAGCACCAACACAGUACCGCCUACAGGUCCGUCUUUUCGACGGCAGCUCCGUGCGCUCUAGUUUCUCCCCAACCGAUACUAUCCGCGCCAAUGUUCGUCCUUGGCUGGAAGAGAAGCGCACCGAUGGCGAUCGUCCUUACACGCUGAAGCACGUCCUAACCCCUCUUCCCAACCAUACCAUCUCCGUGUCCGAGGAGGAGCAAACGCUACAGGAACUUGGCCUUGGCCCGACUGCUAACCUCGUCAUGGUCCCGGUACAGUCGUACACUGAGGCCUACGCCUCAGUAGCUAGCUUCCCAGUCAGAGGACUAUAUGCAGGCUACAACCUAGUAUCUGGCGCGGUGGGCGCUGUAACCGGCACAAUCGGUUCGAUCUUGGGUUACGGCGGAAACCAAACCGCUCCUGGCAGUGAUUCCAACAACACAUCUCCACCUCCAUCUCAACGACCAGGAAAUGGCGCUGCGAGACCGAGAAACGGUGUUGGUCUUAAUGUCCGAACGUUGAGAGACCAAAGAGAUGAGCGGCGCGAUAAUCAAUUCUACAAUGGAAAUCAGGUAUACCGAACCAUAACCCACUGGAGCAAUACCAAGGGAUAA
Molecule: messenger RNA, 1350 nt
Organism: Paecilomyces variotii
Lineage: Eukaryota; Fungi; Ascomycota; Eurotiomycetes; Eurotiales; Thermoascaceae
Product: UBX domain-containing protein
Exons: 4
Coding region: 1-1350 (449 amino acids)
Molecular function (GO): protein binding
Source: RefSeq, a predicted model, not a curated record